Messenger RNA from Rhincodon typus (whale shark), 416 nucleotides. Its product is annotated as GATOR complex protein DEPDC5-like. Gene Ontology annotation, biological process: negative regulation of TORC1 signaling; cellular response to amino acid starvation; positive regulation of autophagy. The annotation marks the transcript as partial. NCBI's taxonomy places the organism in Eukaryota, Metazoa, Chordata, Chondrichthyes, Orectolobiformes, Rhincodontidae. The record is from RefSeq and is a predicted model, not a curated record. Gene Ontology annotation, molecular function: GTPase activator activity. Gene Ontology annotation, cellular component: GATOR1 complex; lysosomal membrane. The transcript has 2 exons.
GCCUGUUCGAGAAAGCCACACCAGGAAAAGUUCCAGCUCCUACGACGUUUCAAACAGUCCGCCCCACCACAGGGGAGCACUGCUGGAGGAAGUCAGGAGUCAGGCCUCUGAUGACAGCUCACUUGGGAAGAUUUCAAAUAUUCUCCUGAUCCCACGGCCUCACCUUCACCAGUACGAAGUUAGCAGCUCUCUGGGGUACACCAGCACCAGGGAUAUCCUGGAGCGAAUGAUCGACUCCCAGCAGAGAGAUUCCAGUGCCCCCGGCCGCUUUCACGUUGGCAGUGCCGAGUCCAUGCUCCAUAUUCGACCAGGCGGAUACACCCCUCAGCGGGCACUCAUUAAUCCGUUUGCCCCUUCCCGGAUGCCGAUGAAGCUGACAUCAAAUAGGAGGAGGUGGAUGCACACGUUCCCAGUGG